AUGAGACCAUUUGACCUCAUCAUAACGAAGAACGAGGGGAGCGUGGUUGUGUUGGAGCUAAAUCGCCCGAAGAAGCGUAAUGCAUUAUCGCAGGGUCUGAUAGAUGAACUGGUCAAGACCUUGUCUCGAUUGGAUCAGGAUGCAACGGUGCGCGCCGUUGUCCUCACUGGCAGCGAAGAAGGACCCUUCUGUGCUGGAGCCGAUCUCAGUGAACUAGCAAGCAUUUCUACAGCUGAAGCUUUCCGAACUGAAUGGCUGAAAGACCUCAACGAUGCUCUUGACAGAUUUCGUAAGCCUGUUAUUGCCGCAGUACGAGGGUUUGCAUUCGGCGGGGGUUUCGAGCUGGCGUUACUAUGCGACAUAAUUUUUGCCUCAGCAGAUGCCAGAUUCGGAUUUCCAGAAAUCACUUUAGGCACCAUUCCCGGUAUGGGUGGCACCCAGCGCUUGACGAAGACGAUUGGAAAGCAAAAGGCCCUGGAACUGGUGUUAACUGGGCUACCUGUCACUGCAAACGAGAUGGAACGGCGUGGUGUUGUCAAUCGAGUCAUGUCAGCGGAUGAAGACGUUCUCCAAGAGUCUCUGCUCAUUGCCCAGAUCAUCGCAGCACGUUCCGCGCCAGCUCUCAGGCUUGCCAAGCACGCUGUGAAGGCGGGUAAGUCCAUGAUAAGUACGCACUCCGAGGGUAUGCACGCUAACGACAACAAGCCGAGACUACCACCUUGCACUCGGGUUUGGAAAUUGAGAGAUCAUCGUAUUACAGUACUUUUUCAUCUCUUGAUUGCCAAGAAGGGAUAG
Ascochyta rabiei is the source of this 795-nucleotide messenger RNA. Its product is annotated as Enoyl-CoA hydratase. Gene Ontology annotation, cellular component: mitochondrion. Gene Ontology annotation, molecular function: enoyl-CoA hydratase activity. Bases 1 to 795 code for a protein of 264 amino acids. The transcript has 5 exons. Gene Ontology annotation, biological process: fatty acid beta-oxidation. Lineage: Eukaryota; Fungi; Ascomycota; Dothideomycetes; Pleosporales; Didymellaceae. The record is from RefSeq and is a predicted model, not a curated record.